AUGUCAUCUAACACGUCUCCUUCGAAAGAGAACAAGCCACCUUCUGACCAUAUCAAACAGCUCGAAAACGAGGCGCGCAUUCUUUACGAGAGUGGCAAUAUCUUGGGAUCAUUGAGGAAACUCCAGACUGCCUUUGAAAUCUCUCCCACUGAUCGACUAAAGCGCAGGAUAGACCGAGUUAAAAGUCUUCUGCCCCAUGAAGAACAGAAAUCCCAUGCCGCAACCGCUCUUGACCGUCUUAUCACCGAAACCAAUAACUUAUCCAUCCACGAAGAUCGAGGGGUUGAUAAAAUUAGGCUUGCGAAGAAUUCCUCCUCCUCUGGCAAGACCAGCUUAACUGGUAAAGAAAAUGCUUGUGAAGUUGUCAAUGAGCUGCUGACAGCAGCUCGGCUCCUCUUUGAGGCUGGAAAAACAAAAGAUUCCUUAGAGAAGGUCAAACAGGCUUACGCCGUGCUUCCAGACCCUAAGACUGCUCGCAAGAUUGAACGUCUUGAAGCUGUUCUUGCGAGCGAGGAAAAACAAGCGGCUGUGCGUUUGCACAUUGCUUUCAUAAAUAUAUCCAAUGAAGCCAGCUCAAGAAAAUCGUCGAAUAUUUCCACUGAAAAGUCGCCAACCCAGCGGAAAAGCACUUCAAGUUUGAAGGAUCCGGAGUACAGUCGUUCCUCAAACUCGUCUGAUCAUCCAUCUGCUUCAUCACCCACCGCAGAAUCGGGUAACUCGUCUGCAAGCAACAUGGUGGACGAGCUUCUAGCGGAGGCACGAUCUCUGUGCAAAGAAGGGAAGAUCCUCGAGUCUAUUCAGGCCUUGGAGGAGGCCUACAAGUUUGACUCGAAUCCCAAAAUUGCCCGCAAGAUUGUUCGCCUGAAGGCUAGCCUCGACAGUGGAGUUGGCGCCGCCCAAGUUGAUCCCGCGCAGAAGGCCUCAGAGCUGGAGAAGAAAGCCCGUGAACUCUUCCACCAAGGCGACUAUCCCUCGGCUCUGAAUCUCCUCCAACGCGCCAACGCUCUUUGUCACACUGACAAACUUGAGCGAAGGAUUGCACGUCUUAAGGACUUGAUUAGCGUUUCGUCUCAGCAGAGUGAAGAAGUAGCCGAGGAAGGCGACGACGAUGAUGUCGAUGACGAUAUCGCCCAAAUCACACGGAAGGCUGGAAACCUGUCGUUGCGAGUUGACUCGAAAAAGCCGCCUGUCAGCGGCGGCAGGAAUGUUGUCGAGUUGGCGGACGACUUCUACCUACCCAGAGCCCUUCAUGACGAACUCUACGAGUACCAACGCGAUGGUGUUCGGUGGCUAUGGAAUCUGCACAAGACUUCUCCUGGUGGCAUUCUCGCUGAUGACAUGGGUCUCGGGAAGACUCUACAGGUGAGUGGUGAAGGGAUUGCGCGUCCUCCAGGACCCCUUAUGGAUCUGUGGCUAUCGAUUUUAAGAGAUUGGAAGGGAACCAUCGCCUUUCUAACGGGUUUAUUCCUCUCGGAAGAGGCUUCCAAGAAGCCACGCACAGUGCUGAUCCUUACUCCAGUCUCCGUUAUCAAUACCUGGCAAUCUGAGUUUGCCAAGUGGUCGCCGUCACUGAAACUCGUGACCUACUACGAGAUGGCCAAGAACGCGCGCCAGAAAGCACUCAUUUCUGUGCAGCGCCGAGGCGGCAUUCUGCUCACAACCUACAACAUGCUCGUCAGUGGUCUUCAGGACAUUGGAACCGACCAGGCCGAGUGUGCUUGUGCCGACGCACCCUGGCGUUCCACGAAAACCGCUUCAGUCAAGGCCCAUGCAGAUUUCUACAUCCGCAACUACGCCUUCACGUAUGACUAUGUCAUUCUAGACGAGGCACAUCGCAUCAAGAACACCUCCACGAUGGCUGCUAAGGCAGUGCGUGCGCUGGCCUCGCGGCAUAGACUCCUCCUAACGGGGACUGCGGUACAGAACAAUCUUCGCGAGCUCUGGAGUCUGUUCGACUUCACGCAUGAGGGUCGGCUUCUGGGAACUCAGAAGACCUUCCUGAUGGAAUACGAGAAACCGAUUAUGCGGUCGCGGGAGCGCGAUGCCACAGGCGCUGAGAAACUCUACGGCAAUCUCAUGUCGAAUUCGUUGCUAAAAAUGAUCUCCCCGUUCAUUCUUCGUCGAACCAAGCAAGACACGCUAGCUCCACUUGCUGCCGCGGAUGCGAGCAAACGAAUGCCCCAGAAGAACGAGAUUGUUGUCUGGGUGUACUUGAGUCCUCUCCAGGAGCAGAUUUACCGGAGCUUCCUCAAGUUGGACCAUGUGAAGGAGCUGCUCUUCGGCGGAACCAAGCGAAGUCCUUUGGUUGAACUCAACAUUUUGAAGAAGCUCUGUGAUCAUCCGCGGCUGCUUUCCACGGACCAGUGCGUGAAUUUGGGACUGGAUGUGUCCAAGGCGCUGCCCGGGAGUGACAUUCGAGCGCCAUCGCGAACGAUACUCAUGCAAGAAUCGGGAAAGUUGGCCUUUGUCGUGAGGUUAUUGGAGCAUUUCCAAGAAGAGGCGCUUAAAAGCGGCUCACCGGCGCAUCGCACGUUGAUUUUUUCCCAGUCUCUUCGACUACUGGACAUGACCGAAGUGGCCAUCUUGGGAGCCAAUGAGGCGGCUGGACGGUCUGUAGCGUUGCCGAAGCACAAAGUCCUCCGAUUAGAUGGACGACUGAAGAAGUUGGAGGAGCGCCUCAAAGUCCUUAACGAGUUCGCUUCCGAUCACAGCUACACGGCAAUGCUCCUUACCACACAGGUGGGUGGUGUUGGCCUGACCAUCACGUCCGCGGAUCGCGUUGUUAUUUUGGACCCAUCCUGGAACCCUUCUGUGGACGCCCAGGCAGUGGAUCGUGUCUACAGAAUCGGCCAGCUCUCUAACGUCAUUGUCUACCGCCUCAUCACCUGCGCGACAGUCGAGGAGAAGAUAUACCGUCGGCAGGUCUACAAGGACUCCGUAAUCCGCCACACCAUCGGCCGUGCCGCUGUUGACUGCCCUGAAGACUCCAACGAUCCAUACCGCUAUUUCACGCGUCAGGAGUUAGUUGAGCUCUUCACGCUAGAUGAGAACUCGCGUUUCUCCGCCACUCAACGCCAACUCGCCGAGUUACACGGCGUGGAGGGCCGAAAAACCUACCCCGAACUGGAGGCCCACCUGGCUUUUGUGACGGCGAUGAGAGAUGUAGUCUUCGACAUCUCCGACCACGAUUUGUUGUUUAGUCGACAGGAGGACGCCGGAGACAGGCAGGCAUGCGACCCGACAACUCAGCAGGCGGAGAAGUAUUUUGCGGAGAACCGCUUGAAGGUCGGCGAGGCAAUCCUUAACCUCGAGGCUAAGGGCGAUCUGGCUGCCGCUGAGAGGCUGCGUCAAACGCAGUUCGCUCCCCGCAAACUCGUGUACAACCAGCCUGCGGGUGACAUCUUUGUCCCCUCCAAAGCGGACUCACUAAGACCCAUGUUCAACGCACCUGGCUGUGGAGCGAGGCGGUCGAACGAAGCAGCCACCUUCAAGGGGUCUCCCAAGCUUGGCUUCGUGCCCGCCUCCACACUACUAAAGGAUUCCUCUCUCAAAGAACGCUUGACGGCUCCGCCUGCUGUUCCCACCUCACCCAAGAGUCGAUAUUCUAUCGAAUCACCGUCUCCCGUUCUCGAUUCCCCUGAUCGCCCCUCAAGCUCUCCAUUGCACGUCACCGCCUCCCCACACAGUAGCCUGUCUAUCCCCCCAGUGGUGCGUGAACCAGGGGUGUCGCCCCAGUCUGUAGAAAACAGCUACGACAGCGAGAGCUUUGUGUCCUCUGAAAUUGCUGAUGCCAAUACAAGAUCCUCUCAGCGGCUUUCACAAAGUCCGCGAGAAGAGGAGAUCUCAAUACCGACGUCUGAGGAAUCGUCUAGGAGUUCAGAUGACUCACUUGUGAUAUUUACUCAAGGUGCGCUAAUUCAAGACCAACAACCUGCUAUCACGAGGUUAGACUCCCCACAGACCAAUCACACGCCGAAGAAGGCGCAGCCUACUGACAGUGGCCCGGGGGACAGUGUUGAGGCGUUUGCAAGACCUUCAGUAUUUCCGCCCCAUGUACGGACACCAAAGGCCACAAGUAGUCCCUUUCACACUGCGAGGUCGACAUCGAUUCGCGAUGUGGAGAUGGUGAGUUUGGACUUGACGCAGCCGGUGGAGGAUGAGGAAAUCGACAAUUCCGUGCAGAUGUUAUCACUGCGACAGAGCCUCGCCAAAUCGGGCAUAUUUUUAGACGGUGCUCCGACGUUUCAUGUCGUCCAUUCUUCUGAUGAAAGUCAAGUAUCUAACAAUCACGACGGUGGUGGCUUCAUUCGGGAUUCUUGUGGUGGUGGUGGUGAUGAUGAUCUUCAAUCAACGGCAUCUCAGGAAGUCUCUGUUCCGAUGCUGUCAGAUUCGAUCGAUGUCAUUGAGGCUAGCUUUCCAGAGAGCGACUAA
This is a messenger RNA of Mesocestoides corti, 4431 nucleotides long. The record is from the annotation of a GenBank genome assembly. NCBI's taxonomy places the organism in Eukaryota, Metazoa, Platyhelminthes, Cestoda, Cyclophyllidea, Mesocestoididae.